Molecule: messenger RNA, 2058 nt
Organism: Physella acuta
Lineage: Eukaryota; Metazoa; Mollusca; Gastropoda; Physidae
Product: mucin-2
Source: RefSeq, a predicted model, not a curated record
AUGGUCACGCUCCAACCAACAACCAGGUCGUGGCAACAUUUUGGCGGAGCUGUCAACAUUCUGGCGCAGCUGUCAACAUUUUGGCGGAGCUGUCAACAUUCUGGCGCAGCUGUCAACAUUUUGGCGGAGCUGUCAACAUUCUGGCGGGGCUGUCAACAUUUUGGCGGGGCUGUCAACAUUCUGGCGGGGCUGUCAACAUUUUGGCGGAGCUGUCAACAUUCUGGCGCAGCUGUCAACAUUUUGGCGGAGCUGUCAACAUUCUGGCGGGGCUGUCAACAUUUUGGCGGAGCUGUCAACAUUCUGGCGGAGCUGUCAACAUUUUGGCGGAGCUGUCAACAUUCUGGCGGGGCUGUCAACAUUCUGGCGGAGCUGUCAACAUUUUGGCGGAGCUGUCAACAUUCUGGCGGGGCUGUCAACAUUUUGGCGGAGCUGUCAACAUUCUGGCGCAGCUGUCAACAUUUUGGCGGAGCUGUCAACAUUUUGGCGGAGCUGCUCAAAAUGAAAUCAAACGCACCAUCUUCCGCACCCCCAAUACAUCCACCCACCCCUCACACCUAUCUAUCAUCACUCACACCUACCAACGUUCAUCCAAGUCACCAUCAUUACUACAUCAUUACCUCCCCAACCACCUCAUCUACCUCCCCACCCACCUCAUCUACAACCCCAACCACCUCAUCUGCCUCCCCAACCACCUCAUCUACCUCCCCAACCACCCCAACCACCUCAUCUACCUCCCCACCCACCUCAUCUACAACCCCAACCACCUCAUCUGCCUCCCCAACCACCUCAUCUACCUCCCCAACCACCCCAACCACCUCAUCUACCUCCCCAACCACCCCAACCACCCCAUCUACCUCCCCAACCACCCCAACCACCUCAUCUACAACCCCAACCACCUCAUCUGCCUCCCCAACCACCUCAUCUACCUCCCCAACCACCCCAACCACCUCAUCUACCUCCCCAACCACCUCAUCUACCUCCCCAACCACCUCAUCUACCUCCCCAACCACCCCAACCACCUCAUCUGCCUCCCCAACCACCUCAUCUACCUCCCCAACCACCCCAACCACCUCAUCUACAACCCCAACCACCUCAUCUACCUCCUCAACCACCUCAUCUACCUCCCCAACCACAUCAUCUACCUCCCCAUCCACCUCAUCUACCUCCCCAACCACCCCAUCUACCUCCCCAACCACCCCAACCACCUCAUCUGCCUCCCCAACCACCUCAUCUACCUCCCCAUCCACCUCAUCUACCUCCCCAUCCACCUCAUCUACCUCCCCAACCACCUCAUCUACCUCCCCAACCACCCCAACCACCUCAUCUGCCUCCCCAACCACCUCAUCUACCUCCCCAACCACCUCAUCUACAACCCCAACCACCUCAUCUACCUCCUCAACCACCUCAUCUACCUCCCCAACCACAUCAUCUACCUCCUCAACCACCUCAUCUACAACCCCAACCACCUCAUCUACCUCCUCAACCACCUCAUCUACCUCCCCAACCACCUCAUCUACAACCCCAACCACCUCAUCUACCUCCUCAACCACCUCAUCUACCUCCCCAACCACAUCAUCUACCUCCCCAUCCACCUCAUCUACCUCCCCAUCCACCUCAUCUACCUCCCCAUCCACCUCAUCUACCUCCCCAACCACCUCAUCUACCUCCCCAACCACCCCAACCACCUCAUCUGCCUCCCCAACCACCUCAUCUACCUCCCCAACCACCCCAACCACCUCAUCUACAACCCCAACCACCUCAUCUACCUCCUCAACCACCUCAUCUACCUCCCCAACCACAUCAUCUACCUCCCCAUCCACCUCAUCUACCUCCCCAACCACAUCAUCUACCUCCCCAACCACAUCGUCUACCUCCCCAUCCACCUCAUCUACCUCCCCAACCACCUCAUCUACCUCCCCAACCACCUCAUCUACCUCCACAACCACCUCAUCUACCUCCCCAACCACCUCAUUUACAACCCCAACCACCUCAUCUACAACACCAACCACCUCAUCUACCUCCCCAACCACAUCAUCUACUUCCCCAACCACUACUUGA